Chenopodium quinoa (quinoa) is the source of this 2454-nucleotide messenger RNA. RefSeq lists its product as uncharacterized. The record is from RefSeq and is a predicted model, not a curated record. Lineage: Eukaryota; Viridiplantae; Streptophyta; Magnoliopsida; Caryophyllales; Amaranthaceae. The transcript has a single exon. Bases 1 to 2454 code for a protein of 817 amino acids.
AUGGAAGAUAAUCUCGAAUACACCUUCGAACAACGGCUGGCCUGGCUUGAGGGCAAGUCCGAACAAUGGGCCUUCCUAGAAGAAAGGGUGCCCAAGCUCGAAGAUAUUGUGAUCAAGCAGGAUAAUGAAAUCAGUAUUCUACGUUCCACAGUAGAUGGACUGUUGGAGCAACUGAAUUGUGUCCAGGCACUAGCUGAUGAGGCACUCGACAAGUGUGCCACUAUGCAUGCUCCUCAAGGCUUUGGGGGCAGUGGGGGUGCAAAGAUAAAGCCGCCCAAGCCCCAAACCUUUGAUGGGGCAAGAGAUUCGAAGCAAGUCGACAACUUCAUCUUUGACAUGGAACAAUACUUCCGGAUUUGUCAAAUAGAGGAUCCCUUCAAGGUGGAUACUGCCACCAUGUAUUUAGUGGAGGACGCGAAGUUGUGGUGGCGCACCAAAUAUGCCGACAUUCAAGCAAAACGAAUCACGCUUGAUAGUUGGGAGGAUCUCAAGAAGGAGAUCAAGAACCAGUUCUGCCCGGAUAACACCGAGUUCGUGGCUCGCACAAAGUUAACCACCCUACACCACAGGACUUCCAUUCGAGAAUAUGUGAAGGAAUAUUGUGCGUGCAUGUUAGAGAUCCAAGAUAUGUCAGAGAAGGAUCGGUUGUUCAACUUUGUGCGAGGUUUGAAGGAUUGGGCGCAACGUGAGAUUUGGCGCCAAAAGAUAGACACUCUAGCUGGUGCUAUAGCAGCAGCUGAGAAGUUAAUGGAUUACUCACCCGAUAAGGGCCCUAAUCAGAAGAAGGGGAACAAUGGACAAGCAACAAGCACUCCUAGAAGCCAACACCCCGCCUCCCAAGUUAGCUCAAACAAUGUUGGGAGUAGGUACAACAAGAUUGUGGGGGACGACUCUAGAAGGAGUGGAGCUUCCUCUUCAUCAAGUAAGGGAAGCACAUCAACCUUCUCAACAGGGAACAGACCCCUAACAUGCAUCCUCUGUCGGGGCCCUCACAAGUGGUUCGAAUGCCGUCAUAAGGGAGAAAUCGAUAGUCUCCAAAAGAAGUUAUCGGCGAUGACGGUGGAGUCAAAACAGACCGAAGAAGCAUGCGAGGUAGAACCCGAUGAGGAAGAGCCCUCAAGGCUGGGCGCGGUGCACAUGUUGUACGCCAUGGGAAAGGAAGAGCCCGAGGAGAGGUCCAAAAACACUGAGUUGAUGUAUGUAGAAGUGUUGGUGAAUGGGAGGAGGGGCAAUGCGAUGAUUGACACCGGGGCCACCCAUAACUUCAUAUCCCAAGGAGAAGCUCGAAGAUUGGGGCUGAAGUUGAUUCAAGAAGGGGGUAGUAUGAAAUCUGUUAACUCAGCCGCCAAGCCAGUUCAUGGGGUUGCAAGGAACAUCCCAACAAAGCUGGGGGACUGGAGCGGAAACCUGGAUUUCACUGUAGCCACCAUGGAUGACUUUAACCUUGUACUCGGUAUGGACUUCCUACGUGCAAGUAAAGCUGUCCCGAUGCCCCACCUGGGGUCAGUAUUAGUAGCUGGACAACAACCUUGCCUCCUCAAGACUUGCAAGAUGAGAAAAGGGUCUAAAGGCCCCCUCCUUUCGGCAAUGCAACUAAAAAAGGGGUUGAAAAGGAACGAACCCACAUUCCUUGCUACUCUAUCAGGGAAAGAAGAUGAAGCCCCUCAUCAAAUCCCCGCAGCUUUAGAUAAGCUUCUCACGGAAUUUGAGGACCUCCUCCCCAAAGAGCUCCCACAGGUGCUUCCUCCUAGGAGGGCUGUGGAUCACGAGAUUGAACUUGUUCUUGGUUCGAGGCCCCCUGCUCGAGGCCCUUACCGUAUGGCCCCUCCCGAGCUAGCGGAACUUAGAAAGCAACUGGAAGACUUACUAGAGUCAGGAUUCAUCCGCCCCUCGAAAGCUCCUUAUGGAGCUCCCGUGCUCUUCCAGAAGAAACAAGAUGGGAGCCUCCGAUUGUGCAUAGACUACCGAGCCCUCAACAAGGUCACAGUGCGGAAUCAUUACCCCAUUCCGUUGGUGGCGGACUUGUUCGAUCAACUAGGGGAUGCAGUGUUCUUCACGAAGUUGGAUCUGAAAUCUGGCUACCACCAGGUUCGCAUUGCUCAAGGAGAUGAACCGAAGACCGCAUGUGUAACGAGAUAUGGAGCAUUUGAGUGGCUAGUUAUGCCGUUUGGGUUGACCAAUGCCCCCGCAACCUUCUGCACCUUGAUGAAUCAGGUGUUCCAUGAAUUUCUCGACAAGUUUGUAGUGGUGUACCUGGAUGACAUUGUAAUUUAUAGCAAGACCUUUGAAGAACACCUCGACCACUUGAGAAAGGUGUUUGAGAAGCUGCGAAAACAUCAUCUGUUCGUCAAGAGAGAAAAAUGUGCUUUCGCCCAAGAAGAAGUUGGGUUCUUGGGACACUUUGUAGGUAAAGGCCGCAUAAGGAUGGAUCCAAAGAAGAUACAAGCAAUUUAG